AUCUUCAGAAUUAGAAACUGCUGCUAGCUCAACAAUGACAUGAAUGAUACAGCAGGCAGUGUGGGCGACGCUUUGUUUUGUGACUGAUUGUGUAAGCUUUUUUUCAAUGGAUGUGGUUAUUCAGUGUAGUUUGAUUACAAAAUGACACCGAAUUUGGAACGCUGACUGGUUUUUCAGAGGGGUUAGUCUUGGGUCCUUAAAUAUGGGUAAACUCCUUGUUCUUCUUUCAAAUCUGUAUGUCUUCGGUUUGGUUACUGCGAAUGUCUGCGUCCACCGACCCCCAGCUCGCAAUGAGAUAAAGCACGGUGUACAUCUUGAGCAGGCACCUGGGGAUAGACUAAAGCGAAGGAGCGCUUCACAUCCGCUACGAAUCCAUGUGGAAUACGAAGAUGAUGUCGACUCCUUACCCGCUGCGACUUCACUUCUCGUUAAGAAUGAUCUUUUACCUAAAGCUGUCCGUUCCAUUUCCCGUAUGCUGAAUGUCAGGUCAACUUCAACAGGUCCCAUCAGGUUAAACAGAGCGUGUGCCUUUUCUCAUUACUACACAUUGGCUAACGACACCCAUGAAUACUGCUCGGGAUCAUGCAACAGCAUCACACGGUGCGGACCGGUCACCAUUCCUGACAAACAUCUACAUGCUUGUUACACCUGUGAUGAAACGCAGAGCAAUUGCCACAAGAGCGGAGGCGAGACUGGGCCGGGUGUGGCUGACACAGAUUUCAUCCUGUACGUGACCGCUGAGAACACCUCCGAUUGUCGGAUUGCAGACACCACGGCCCACGCGUCAUUCUGUCAGUUGGAGGCCAGCCAAGAUAGACCAAUUGCUGGUUACAUCAACUUGUGUCCUCAAGCGUUAACCAGUGACCCUGUCCAGAACACCAUGCAACUUACUACAGUACAGCAUGAGAUUAUCCACUCACUGGGUUUCACUGCUGCCCUGUAUGCUUUCUACCGAGAUAGUAACGGUAAUCCCUUCACCCCUAGAGAUGCAUCAGGUCUGCCACCUUUCAAUGAAAGUCUUGGGUUGUACCAGUGGAGCGAUCGGGUGAUCAAGCCCAUCAAACGGAGGGACUGGGCUGUGCGAGGAGGAAGCAUCACACACACAGUCAACAUAAUGGUCACACCAAGUGUUGCUAGGGAAGCAAGAGAGCAUUUUGGCUGUUCCUUAUUAGAGGGAAUGGAGCUGGAAAACAACGGAGGCCACGGGACCAAAUUAACGCAUUUUGAAAAAAGACUUUUAGAGAAUGAAGCAAUGACUGGAACUCACACCCAUGAGCGAGUCUUUUCUCGGCUCACAUUAGCAGUCUUGGAAGACACGGGUUGGUAUCAGCCCAACUAUGACAGGGCUGAUCCGUUAGAUUGGGGUAAAGGGCUCGGAUGCGACUUCGCUACAAAGAGCUGUAAAUAUUGGAUGGAUACCAAACGCAACUCUCAGGAAAGUUUGUCGCCUUUCUGUGACGUGAUUCGGGCAGAGCCCUUCACGCUAACCUGCAGUGUGGGACGGGCCUCCGUAGCCCUGUGUAAUCUUCAUCAGUAUGACAGAGAUUUGGAGCCACAAUAUCAGUAUUUUGAUUCAUUACCCAGCGUUAGCAGUGAAGAUUUAGGGAGGUACGGGGGGACCUCAGAGCUUGCAGAUUACUGCCCAUUCCAACAGCAAUUUAAUUACAAAGAGCCUGAUGGUGCUAAGAAGUCCACGACAUGUGGAAUAUCAUAUAACAUGCCAAGUGGUACUGAGAAUGUAGCCGCUGAGUAUUACGGCAUGGGAUCAGUGUGCGUUGAACAUGCCGACUCGUGGAGGCAAGCUCAGUGCAGUCAAUAUCAGGCACAGCAGACAUGGGGAGCAGGUUGCUAUCAGUAUUCCUGUGGCAGUGACGGACUGAAGAUCACUGUGGAAGGAGUCAACCACCUGUGCUCCUGGAAGGGUCAGCAGAUUGAGAUCAGCGUGACAACCAGCGCGUACCUCCACACAGGGACCAUCAUCUGCCCUUCCUGCCAGGAGUUGUGCGGGACCUCCUGCCCACCGGAACAGAAGCCUGGUGUCACGGUGGAGCUGACAGUCAGAGAGCCUGGUGACGAGGGUGAAUGCCCCCGCCUAGCGUACGACACCGUCGGUGCCUGUGUGAAUGAAUGCAGCAACUGCAGAAGUGAAGAGAAAUGCUGCAGUAAUGGCUGUGGACGCACAUGCCAGAAAACUGUAGUCAAAAAAUCUACGUACGAGCCAUGCCCAAGCCAGGCCCCCGACGCUGUCAGGUCAAAGGUCACGAUACUCACCAGUUUAAUUUCAUUGUCUUUCGUUGCUAUUUUGACAAAAUUCUCCUGAUAGUAUAUUUAGUUCAACAUUAAAUUAACUUUGUAUUUGAUUUUCUUGUCUAGGUAGACUCAAGGAAUUUUGGUCAUUUAAAAGUUCAUUCCAUCGAAAGCCUUUUUUUUGUCUCUAUACUCUUUAAAUACUUGCCCACAGUAAAUUUAAUUCAGGCUCUUUACCACAAUAAUUGCCAUAAUUGUUUGCAUAACAUUUAAACUCUGAAGCACUAUGCUUCAGACAUUUCAUUCUUGUCAAAAUAAUGUUGUGCUUGUAGCAUUUAUAUCCAUUGCAAAGUUUUGGUUACGCUUUGUGACUAUCAUCCAUUAUUUUCUUUCUGUGUUAUGCCUUUUCUCUCUUGGUCUACUAAAAAUGUAGAAUUUCAAAAUUAUAUUUACUUCUCACAUUCUCUUUGUCAGAAUUUCUUGAUGUUGUUAGACUUUUCACUUUAACUCAGGGUUCUCACUUUACUUAUUAAACUGCCAUUAAACAAAAAAUGUAUACGGGCCGAUGCGUGUGCCUUGCAAUGCAUGAUGGGAAGUGGCGUACGUAUAUUUGGGAAUGUACACGAGAUGUUUUGAGGGAAAACAAAAAUGGAAAGUCUGAAAUCCUGUCCAUUUUUUAAACUGUGAACAGACUGGUUCGUUUAAAUACAAUGUAGAUCGACAUCAAUCCCAGAAUGCAGUGCUGUGCCUAGGGAAAUUCUCAUUGGCUCUGCUUUCCAAUAUCUCUAUCAUAUGAGAUGCUUUUAGCACUUGUACAAAGAUGAACAAAAUCUUAUACUUUUUAUUUAAGAAUAAAAUCCACAACUGCACUUUUAUAGGAUAGAAAUCGUACUUUUCACAGCAUACUUGUAACUUGAUGGAGUAAAACUCUGUAAUUGUAACAUCAAGUUUGGAAUUUGGAAGACAUUACAUCUGUUAAAAUUGCCCCAUAUUCAUGUGGAAUAUGUCAAAGGUUAUAUGUCAGACAUUCCACAGGCCCGGCCAUACAGUAUUUGCAAAUCCUCCAAUCAGAGAGCAGAUCAUAUAUGUUUGACAACACAAUGCUUGAAUCACAAUGUGUAGACUUAUAUCAGGUUUUAAGAGGACUGUUUUUGAAGGUUUUGUAUGUAAAAUAUAGAGAUGAAAACAAAUUUUUUGGACAUCAAAAUUGGAAACAAAGUUGUUUCUGGAACAGCCAUGCCAGCCCUUUUCGCAAAUAUAAAAAAAAAUACUGGGGGGUUUUGCCAUUUUAUGCAGGUUAAAUACAUGGAUGUUAAGAUUUCACUGUCAGUGGAGAGAACAUAGAAAGAUUGGAAAUUACUUUGUGAACUGGAAAGCAUAAAAAAAACUGUGACCUUUUUUGGACAUUGAAAUUCCAGAGGGGGAGUGCACCAUCUGGCAGACGGUGGCACUACAGCACAAACUUGUACAUAUACAUUUAUGUAUAUAAUUGCAUUUUACAACCAUUCCUGGCUGUUUUUGUAAUCGGCCACUGUUAAGUUUUAUAGAAAUUUCAAAAUGGCUUGCACGCUUUUCUUUUCUUCAUUUGCCUCUUUUCAAUAUAAGAAUUUACUUUGGUAGGAUAUUGUUGACAAAAGGAUAUCAUUAUUGGCGGGGAAAUGGGAAGGGGGUAGGCGUGGGGGGUUGGGGGUGAUCUUAUGGGGCAUUCCCCGGGUCCAAAGUUGACAAAAAAAGAGAGGAGAUACAUUAUCCUCUGUAUAGCCCUUGGAGUUAGGGUGUGAAGGCCGGUUAAUAUACUUCACCCGAAAGCAAAGGGAAAGGGGAUAUUAUGUCCUUAACAAUUAUACAUUCAUGGUAACGUUUGCUGUUUAUACCCUAACAAUUUACCUUGCACAUCUUUGACAUAUUAGACAUGUAAUUAGCCUUUAGCAGUUUCAAGGAUUUGAUUUCUUGAGUAGGUUUCUAGUGUGAUUGCAAUUUCAUACACACACAAAAACAUAGAUCUGUUGCCAGAAAGUCAACCUCCUUUCCUUCAAAAGUACAUUUGCUCUGGGCGCAUGCUUAGUUUUAUACUGUGUCAGUAGAUUACACAUUUUAUAUUCUAAUUUUACCACCGAAACAAUUUCUUACAUUUGUAUAAGAUCAUGAUACGUGUAGCUAACUCCCUAGAGGUUGUGCAAAAUCGUAUUAAAAUUGGAGGAUUCAGGACUGUUAGGGUUUUAACCUGAAAACAUUAGUAGAUGUCACUUGUUUAUACUGACGUUCACACUUGUUGGUAUUUGAAUUUGUGUUGACAGACCUCUUGCACUCUUUUCUGCUUCUCUGUAUUACUAACAUUUACACACACAAAAUCAUUUAUCAAUCACUUUUCGCCAUUAUACCUACGAAGCAGUGUUGUAAUGUUUAUUCAUAUUGUGCAAUUGAAUGUGAAUAUUUAUUUAUAUCACUUUAAAAGUUGUAAAAUUUGAAAGAUAUUACAUUUUUACAAAUCUGUCGAUUUCAGACCAACGUUGUUUGCCCAUGUUGAUCAUGUUCUUAUAAAAAAAAUAAUGAUGAUUCAAUAUCCCGAUUACCUCUGAAUUUUGAGGUUAACAACUGUUAAUGAAUCACACCCCAAAGAUGCAAAAGGAUUGAGAUCGUGGCUAAAGCACAUUUUUUUUUUAAACCAAUAUUGAAAUAAGGUGUGUAACUAAAAAAGAAUAAAACAUGCUGUAAUUUAUGUCUUCUGCUACAAACCUUACAUAAUUUGAAUGAAUGAUGAAGCUUGUUGCUUUUUUUUGUUUUUUCAACAGUUUAUUGUAGAAACCAAAUAUUUUGGAGUGUUUGUUAGUCACUGUUGCACUAUCAAGUAUCAGAUAUAUAUAUACAUGUAUAAGGAAGCCCGUAAGUGCCAUUGAAAUAUAUAAAUGACAAAACCACAACAGACACACUGUUAUGGUCAAUCUGUUUAAAUAGAGUACAAUUGCCUACUUGCAGUGUAUUUUUAUUGGUACUAAUAGGCUUUCUUAAAUAUCAGUAAUUUUUGACAUUAAAGAAUGAAUGCAUAUACAUGUUCAUGCUCUUUACUUUCUUGGUUUUUGGUGUAUUAAUAUGAUAAAAUUUAAUUUUAGCAUGUGAUUUUUAUUCAUUAAUAAAAAUAAUAACUUUCAAAAGGGAUAGCAGUGAAUAUUAAAUUUUUAACUGAAAAUGGCCUGUCAAUUUUAAGCAUUAAUGUGAUUUGUGUUUUUUAAUAUAGCGAAACCCAUGAUAAAUAAUUUUACUUGACGAAGCUCAUUAAACAGCAUUUGAUCAAGUUUUCCCUAAAGAGUUCCCACCUGGAAUGUAUGUACACAGGUGCUUUUCCUUGUGAAACUUUUUCAAGAGCAAUUGUGGUAGGAACCGAUUGUACAUUUUCACUUGUAGAUCAUGUUUUUUAAAGAAAUGUACAAAGAAAACAGAUAGCAUGUAUAUACUUCAAUCCUCAAAAUUAAUGUUUGUAUAAAACACUGUACAUGUAUGUUGCAAUAUGAAGUCAUCACAGCGCAAUUGAACAUUUGAAUGUUAAUAAAAUACAUGUAUUUGA
Molecule: messenger RNA, 5809 nt
Organism: Patiria miniata (bat star)
Lineage: Eukaryota; Metazoa; Echinodermata; Asteroidea; Valvatida; Asterinidae
Product: leishmanolysin-like peptidase
Exons: 17
Coding region: 203-2320 (705 amino acids)
Biological process (GO): proteolysis; cell adhesion
Cellular component (GO): cytoplasm; membrane; extracellular region
Molecular function (GO): metalloendopeptidase activity; peptidase inhibitor activity
Source: RefSeq, a predicted model, not a curated record